AUGGAGUUGGAGGGCAUUUCUCGGCACGAGAUGGAGAUGAAGGCACUCACCGACAGCCUCUCGCGAAUACGCCACCUGCGCAAGAAGCGAACUGGCCUUGAUGCCGCUCCCUCCCCUGCCUCUAUUCCGCAUCCUUCGCCUUCCACUCCCUCCACUGCCACUGCUGCCACUGCCUCCUCCCCCUUCGCCUCCUCCGCCUCAUCCCGCCCAUUCUUCCGCCACACCAGGCCCGCCUCCCCCUCUUCCGCGCAAUCCUUACCUCCUCCCGCCGCCCGCCCAAGCUCCCUGGAGCUGCGCGCCGAGCAGUGCGCACCGAGCCACUGGGACGUGCGCUCGUGGCUGCCCGAGGGCCUCGCGGCCGCCAGUCAGGCGACGCCCGCCAGCGCAUCACGCGACGACGCGUCGGAGCAAAGCGCGUCCGUCCGUGGCGACGAGAGCGCGGCGACCGAGGCGGGGGAAGGCGCGGCGAGCGAGGACGUGCUGCGGGCGAACGAGCGGCUGAUGAUGCACGUGGCGGCGUCGCGAUGGGCGUCGCAGGGCGCUUCGGCGCAGGCGAACGCGGAGCAUAGGGCACCCUCGCCCCCGCGCAGGGCGCACGACGCGGGGGAAGCGGACGAUGAACGGUCCGAUGCGACAGCGCGGUUCCAUGUGGCGAGCGGAGCAGGCUUGGCGGAGGCGCGCGGAAGGGCGGAGAUUGCUGGCUACAAAGGAGGGAAGGUGGAGGCAGAGGAGGAGGACGACGGGGAAGCAACGAGCGGGGCAGGAAACAAAGAUGGAGAGGCGGAGAGUAGGGCGGAAGGAAGAAACGAAACGUUGGUUGGUGCCGGCGCGUGGCGGUCAACGCGAGUCAACGAGUUGGAAUCGGAGGACGACAGCUGGGACGCGCCAGACCCCACGAGCCGCGGUUUGUUCGGCGGCGGGUCAAGCGCGUUCUUCAACCCCCUCGCGGAUGACGUGGCACUCAACCUGCGCUUGUCGCUCGACAACGAUGAUGAUGAGGAUGAGGAGGACGAGGUGGAAGACGAGGAAGAGAGAGACGAGGAGGAAAUUGAUAGUUACUUCGCGGGCGCAAGCGUGGAAACCGGAAGCCGUGGAGGCGAUUCGAUUGGAGUUUCAGCGGCAGGCAAGUCUGGCACGAGCUACGAGCGGGCUGCCGGUUCCGGCUCGGACGGUUGGGGGACGGCAGCGGGAGGCGUGGGUAAGGAGCGACGCAGAGGCGGAAGGAAAGAGACGGGGAAGGCGGGAGGCGCGCGGAUGGCGGCCGCGCGGCGGGAGUUGGAGGAGCAGCGCGCGGUGGUGGAGCGGAAAUGGCGCGAGAGCCAGAUGGAGAUGAGGCGCGCCGCGCGCAUGGCGGCUGCACUCAAAGCCACCAUUGACUCCAUUGACUGCGUUGACUCGCCCGCCCGUGCCGCCGCGCCUGCCUAUCUCCCUGCGCCGCUGAUUGCGCCCCCUCACGGCUCACUUGCAGCCCUGCCUUCCCCCGUCCCCGCUACUGCCGUUACUACUGGUGCGCCUGCUGCGCUCGCUCUCGCUGUUCCUGCGGAUGGGGGCGGCGCGGGCGGCCGCAGCUUGAGUGACACUGGCGGGGGCGGCAUGGGAGGGGAGAGCGUGGGCGCGCACAGCAUGGGGUGCAGCAGGCGCGCGCUGGUGGAGGCGCGGCGGCUGCGGGAGCGGCUGGAGGGGCUGAUGCGGCGCAUGGAAGCGCAGGGGAAGGCGGACGUGGGCGGAAGCAGUGGCGCGGGGAGCGAGUGCGCGGAGUCGGAGGCGGAGUCGAGCAGCGCGGCGUCGUCGCGCCUCUCGUGGGCCGCCAGCAGCUCCGCCUCGCGCGGCGCCAGCAGCUCCGGCGGCAGCGGCGACGGCAGUGGCGGCGAUGCGACAUGGCUGCUGAAGCGCAAGAUACUGCGCGACGCGGGCGAGAUGGCUCAUCUUGAGCGCACCAUGGCUCGCAUCGCCGCUGACGUGGCAACAACCAAGGACGUAUCAGCGCGCAUGGAAGGCCACGCGGCCCUGGCGGCGCGCAUGGAGGGGGAGGUGGAGCGGGUGCGCGAGGAGCAGGAGGCGUGGCGGCAGCGCGCGGCGGUGGCGGAGGCGGAGGCGCGGAGCCUGCGGCGGCAGGUGCAGCAGCGCGACCACGCGGGGGACGCCAUGUCAGCGUCGCUGCGCGCCGAGCUGGAGAUGCUGCGCGCCAGCAAGGAGCGCACGAGGCGGCGCCAGCUGGCGGAGAGAGGCGCGUGGCGGCGGGCGGCGUACCAGCUGCGCGCGGCCAUGGGGGGCGAGCAGCUUGCGCAGAUCCGCGAGGUUGGGGAGGACGGGGGAGCGGGGGGAAUGGAGAUUGUGGGGGGGAUUAGCAGGGGCAGCAUGCGCUGGGGAGAAGGGGGAGAAGGCGGAGAGGGGGGAAGGGAGAUGGAGGCGCUGACUCGCGCGCUGGCGCUGGUGGUGGCGACUGGCGCAACCGGGGGGAGCGACGGGGAGGAAGAGGGGGGAUUUGGAGGGGGAGAGGGGCAACUGGUCACAGUGCGGCGAAUGGCAGAGAGGGUUGAGGCGGAGGGAGGGGCAGAAGAUGUGGGGCGAGGGAACGGAGAGGGGGAUGAGGAGAGGAGGAGAGGGAAAGUGCGGCGGGUGGGGAGUGAAGGUGAGGCGGUGAGGAAUGGGAGCAGGAGAGUGAGAGGGGAUGCAGGGCAGAGGGGCGGGAGGGAGAUGAAGAGAGGCGGGGAAGUGAGGCAGGGAGGAGAGGAGGGCCGUGGUGACGCCACGGGUGCUGCCUCUCAUUCUAGUGGUUCCGCUGCAGGGCUGCACGCAGGGGCAGGCAAGGGGAGCGGCCUUGCAGGGGGGUAUGAGCAGGGUGGAGGGCCGAGAGGUGAGGGUGUGCGGAUGAGUGGUGAGACUGCUGGGGUGAGAGGGGAGGGUAGGGACGCGGGUUCAGGCGAGGCAGGCAGUGAGGUGGUGGCAGGGGUGGUGUGGGAGGUGGCUCGGGUGCUUGACAACGAGUGGGUUGAGAGCGGUGCUGAGGGGCCACGAGGGGUGGCGGAGGCAAGAGAGGAGGCUGGGGAGCGGCAGCAAGAGGCGCACACGGCAGUGCGAGAGCGGGAGCAGGAGCGGAAGCGGGAGUGGGAGCGGGCAGCGGAGGGAUCGGCAGUGGAGGGGCCAGCAGUGGUGUCACCAUUUGCUACAGAGGAGCCGUUCAAAGCGGAGCGUGCAUCCCACGGGGAGGGGGCAGCGGGAGCGGAGUGGACGCGGCACAGUGCUGACUGCGCUGCUGCUGCUGCGCUGCUACCCCGUAGUGCUGCUGCUGCUGCUGGUGGUGGUGCAUGCUCCAAGAGCCACGAGUGGCAUGCACCUACCCCCGCUGCAUCCCAGCACACACACUCCCCCCCGCACACCUCGCACACCUCCCCUCCAGACGCCUCCCCUUUCUCCUUCCCCUGUCUUCCCGCCUCCCCUUCCUCCACGUCCCCCUCCUCCCCCUCUCUCUCCCCCCAUCCCCUGCUCAUCCCCCGCGCCCACACCCACUCCAUGGGGCAGCGCCCUCCGCCCAUCCUCCCCCCGCCAACUCUCCCCCCACGCCACCAUACGAGCCACCCCCCCGCCCAGCACCCCCAGACCACCACCCCGCAGCCCUGGUGGCCGCAGCACGAGGCGCAGGAGCGACACGUGGGUGUGCUGUCUGGGGACCACCAGCGACACGCCCCCACCAGCAGUGAGCAGCAGAGGGCCGGCAGCGAGCAGCAGGUGUCAGAUGCAGGCAGUGGGUGUGCUGCCUCCUCCUCCCUGCACUGCCCGCCCCACCCCGCCUUGUGGUCUCUGCACCCCCAUGACCGGCCUGCUGGUUCCUUCUGGUCCCUGGCAGGCGGCACUGCUGCGGUGCAGAGCGGUGCAAGGGAGUGGAGCGAGGUGGAGAGCAGUGGCAGCAGCAGCACCGUGCAGGGCGGGGGCCGAGAUGGUGGAGGUGGGAAGGAGCGUGUGGGGGGCGGCAGGGGCGGGAGAGAGGCACGAGGGGUGGGAGGCGCAGGGGGAGGGGUGGGGGAGGGGCGUGCAGCAGGGAGAGGUGGGGAGCGGAGGCAGCAAGAGGGGGUUGGGGCUGGGCACUCUGAGGAGACUCAUGUCCCGUGGGUAGGCAGAGGUGAUGGUGUGACAAGGGGUGAGCAGAGGUAUCGUGCUGUCAAGCGCUGCUGUUGGCAUGCUCGUGCUGUGGAGUGGUGUUUACAGCAGUAG
Messenger RNA from Closterium sp. Yama58-4, 4212 nucleotides. NCBI's taxonomy places the organism in Eukaryota, Viridiplantae, Streptophyta, Zygnematophyceae, Desmidiales, Closteriaceae. The record is from the annotation of a GenBank genome assembly.